This is a messenger RNA of Prunus persica (peach), 1376 nucleotides long. Its product is annotated as B3 domain-containing protein At2g16210. NCBI's taxonomy places the organism in Eukaryota, Viridiplantae, Streptophyta, Magnoliopsida, Rosales, Rosaceae. Bases 167 to 1120 code for a protein of 317 amino acids. Gene Ontology annotation, molecular function: DNA binding. The record is from RefSeq and is a predicted model, not a curated record. The transcript is spliced from 5 exons.
GAGUGAGCGAGCUUCUUUCUUCACUCUCCCAUCUUCGUUUCUCAGUCCUCAGUUUUCUUCUCUCUCCAUCUUCUUGGUUUCUCAGUCUUCUCAGUCAGCAGCAGUCAUUUCUCAGCAAAAUCCUAAAAAACACAGAGCAUCAUUAUCAGCUCAAACAGAAGAGAAAAUGGUGAGAAAAAUAUCCAAGAAUGAAGAGAAGAAGCAUUCAUUUUUCAAGCUUCUCGCUGGUUUCAACACUGACUCUGUGCGUAUCCCACAAAAGUUCUUGAAACAUAUGUUGAAGGACUUGUCGGAGAGAGCGAUAUUGAAACUGAAGGAUUCGUCAGAUUCUUCAUGGACUGUUACAGUGAAUAAGAGAAGAGAAGGUGCUGUGUAUUUCAAGAAUGGCUGGGAGGAGUUUAUAAAGGAUAACUCCUUGGGCACUGACAAUGAGAUGCUACAAAUUUUCUAUGAGGGAAAGAUGCAUUUCAGCAUAAGGAUUUUUGCCAAGAAUGGGAUCGAGAGAACUGAAGAACUUUCAAGUUCCGAGGAAGAGGAGGAAGAUUCUGAAGACAACACAUCUGAGGAUUUGGAAGCUGAUUUUACCAAGAUUGGAUCACUUCACAACUCCACCUUUGCUAAAAAUACUACUAAAAGGCCUCGUGGUAGACCAAGAAAAUACCCUGUGAGUUCUUCGAAGCCUUGUCCAUCGAAGUCUUGCAAAGUUGAAUCGGGUGAAGAACUUUCAAGUUCUGAAUCCAUUGAGCUCAAUGAGAUCAAAGAAGAGGAGGAAGAUUCUGAAGACAGCACAUCUGACGAUUUGGACGGUGUUGAGCCUGAAGCUUUCAAAUCUAACUUCCCUUAUUAUAAAGGCAUCGUCAGACAAACUAAAUGUCAGUUCAUCCCCACAGCCUUCUCUAGGGAGCAUUUUCCUCAAGGCAAAAGUUUUAAGGCUAUGCUGAAAAAUGCAGAGGGGGAAAAAUGGACCGUGAAUUGUAUCCCUAAUUCCCCUCAGUCACACAACUUUUCUGCAGGGUGGUAUAAAUUUGUAUCUGCUAACCAAAUCCGUAUCGGGGAUACUUGCAUAUUUGAGCUUUUGAGCCGGUACCAGAUGAUGGUUCACAUUUUGAGGAAGAGAUAAUGUGAUAACUUAAGCUAAUUUUAAUGGCUUUUUUGUUACUGCUUAAUGUUGUAUUGCAAAUAGUUAGUUAUAUUUCGGAUUAAGAAGUUGGAUAUUGGUGCAAGUCUACUAAUUUUGUGUGUUUAAUAGUUAGAACUUAAUCAGUUCUGGAUUACUUGUGAUCUCAAAUCUAUUUCUAUAUAAUCCUUUACAUAGAUGAAGUUCAACAAAAUAUUCGAUCAGUUGAAGUUGGUGAUCAUUUGGCAGAAAAUUUAUA